Messenger RNA from Gastrolobium bilobum, 1798 nucleotides. Its product is annotated as protein MOS2-like. The transcript has 2 exons. NCBI's taxonomy places the organism in Eukaryota, Viridiplantae, Streptophyta, Magnoliopsida, Fabales, Fabaceae. The record is from RefSeq and is a predicted model, not a curated record. The coding region runs from base 301 to 1530 and encodes 409 amino acids. Gene Ontology annotation, cellular component: spliceosomal complex. Gene Ontology annotation, molecular function: nucleic acid binding. Gene Ontology annotation, biological process: mRNA splicing, via spliceosome.
UCUCAAAUCUCAAUCUUUUGCUCUUCAAUCCAAUAUAACCCACGAAGUUCUCUGCCCGCAAUCCAUUAACCCAAAACCCACGACCCGCAUCUCUCUCGUCACGCGACUCAAACCCUAGCAACCUUCCCCAACCUGAGGAAGAGGAAAGAGAUGAAAACGCAGGUCAGUGAAGCACAACACGAAGAUGCAAUUUGAAAGCAACUCAACUCAUCCUGCUCCAUCUUCAUUUUCUAGAGAUUGAUUUUUUUUUUAUUUUGUGAUUGGGAUCAAGGACCAUUGAUUUUUCUUAUAGGGAAAACCAUGAAGCUUUCCUUCUCUCUCCCUUCAAAAUCCUCAUCGAAAUCGAACCCUAUCAAACCCCCUUCAACCAAACAAGACGAUGAUGCAAAAUCCAAAGACUUGAUCACAGAAUUCGACCCUUCAAAACCCCCAACAGGUCCCAAAUCUCAAACCGUCAUCAUUCCCCCAAUUCAAAAUCAAUGGAGACCAUCCAAGGAUAGUGAUGAUGGUGAUGAUUAUAGGCAUCGAGUUCCUCCGCAGAAGGUGCUGCUGCAAAAGUUUAAGGAUGAUUUGAAGAGGUUGCCGGAUGAUGAGGGGUUAGAUGAGUUUAAGGAUGUCCCUGUCGAGGGUUUCGGCGCGGCGCUGCUUGCUGGAUAUGGGUGGUCUGAAGGGAUGGCAAUCGGGAAGAAAGCAAAGGAGGAUGUGAAGGUGGUGCAAUACGAGAGGAGGGCAGGGAAGGAAGGUUUGGGUUUUGUUGGUGAUGAUCGUCGGAGUAAGAACAAGAAGAAAGAUAAGGAGGAAGGCGAAGGAGGAACAAAGGAGAGUGGGAAGAUCGUUAGAAUUGUUGGGGGAAGAGAUGCUGGAUCCAAGGCUAGUGUUGUUAGGAGUAUUGGGGAUGAUUGGCUUGUUUUGAAGAUUUCCAGGAACGGAGAGCAAGUGAAAGUGAAGAUGGAUGAUGUUGCUGAAUUGGGGUCCAUAGAAGAAGAGAGGUGCUUGAAGGAAUUCAAAAUUCAACGUGAUGAUAAGGAUAAAGGGUUGAAGAAUAAGCAUAAGCAUGAUAGGGAUGAUGAAAUGAGAGGGCACGGCGGGGUUAAGGUUCAAGAGAAGAAGAGAGUGGAUGUUAAUGGGGAUCGUAGGAAGGACGAACAGGGGAAGAGAAAGGUUUCUUGGCUUACAAAUCACAUUCGGGUUAGGGUGAUUAGCAGAGAUUUCAAAGGGGGGCGGUUAUAUUUGAAGAAGGGAGAGGUUUUGGAUGUUGUUGGGCCUAGUACUUGUGAUAUAUCUAUGGAUGAGAGCAAGGAGAUCGUUCAAGGGGUAUCCCAAGAUCUUCUAGAGACGGCUAUCCCUCGGUGUGGGGGACCGGUUCUUGUACUGUAUGGUAAACAUAAGGGUGCAUAUGGGAGGCUGAUUGAGAGGGAUUUGGACCGCGAAAUCGGCAUUGUUCGGGAUGUUGAUACCCAUGAGCUCCUCAAUGUGAAACUUGAACAAAUUGCAGAAUAUGUAGGGGACCCAAGCUUCUUGGGACAUUGAUUCUGUUGUAUCCAUUGCAGUGUAAGACUUCCAUAUAUGGAGCAACAAAUUUACAAGUUUGCAUCUUGAGAGUCCCAAAUGCGUUUUCUUUUUUUCUUUAACACCCAGAUAUAAUUUUAGGAUUAAUUUGUAUGUGUUACUUGGCAACUUUUCAGAUUGAAGCUUUUUAUUUUGGAGGGUUGGUUUUCAUAUAUUGAUUGAACACUAGUGUCAGACAAAUGACUUUCUGUUUUCUUAGUUUUGUUAACUAGUCAUUAUCUAUGUAAAU